Molecule: messenger RNA, 2928 nt
Organism: Anoplopoma fimbria (sablefish)
Lineage: Eukaryota; Metazoa; Chordata; Actinopteri; Perciformes; Anoplopomatidae
Gene: smarcd2
Product: SWI/SNF related, matrix associated, actin dependent regulator of chromatin, subfamily d, member 2
Exons: 13
Coding region: 192-1682 (496 amino acids)
Biological process (GO): regulation of transcription by RNA polymerase II
Cellular component (GO): nucleus; SWI/SNF complex
Source: RefSeq, a predicted model, not a curated record
CUGGAGACAGGAGGAAACGAGCUACCACUAGUUAGCUUUUUGUUGACAUUCAAAGUAACUUUAUCAUCGAAUUUAACACACUUUCGGAUUGUUUUUUAAGUUCAUUACCAGCCACAGUCGUUGGGUAGUUUAGUACACUUCUUUUCUGGACAGAAGUGCGGUGCAGAAGUCUCCACUAGUCGACCCAGGAGAUGGCAUCGAGAGGAGGGUUCUCUCCCAUGAGUCUGAGCUCCAGCUCCAUGAGUGUCGGACACGCUGCUGCAGGCAUGAGGUUGCCAGGUUUGCCCCAGCCUCCUGCAGGAUACCCCCGGACCCAGUACCCCCAGCGCCCAGGGAUGCCAUCCAACAGAGUAGGGGGCCCCAUGGGGUCAAUGGGGGGUCAGCUGCCUGGUCCUUCUUAUGGUGGUGGGAACAUGCCCAUGCGGCAAGGCAUGGGGCCUCCAAGCAUGGACGCCUCAAGGAAACGGUUCCUUCAUCUCCAGCAACAGCAGCAGCAAGAGGCACUGGGAGGCCUAAGACGAGGAGCAAAAAGACGCAAGAUGGCUGACAAGGUUCUCCCACAGAGGAUCCGAGACCUGGUCCCAGAGUCCCAGGCCUACAUGGAUCUCUUGGCGUUUGAGAGGAAACUGGAUCAGACCAUCGCCCGUAAGCGUAUGGAGAUUCAGGAAGCCAUCAAGAAGCCCAUUAUGCAAAAACGUAAGCUCAGGAUCUACAUUUCUAACACGUACACUCCCAGCAAACCCGAGGGUGAUGAGGCAGAGAAGGUGUCCUCCUGGGAACUGAGAGUGGAGGGGAAACUUCUGGAGGAACCUGGCAAGCAGAAGAGGAAGUUCUCAUCUUUCUUCAAAAGCCUGGUGAUUGAGCUUGAUAAGGAGCUCUAUGGACCUGACAACCACUUAGUAGAGUGGCACAGAAUGCCCACUACUCAGGAGACAGACGGUUUCCAAGUCAAAAGGCCCGGCGACGUGAACGUUAAAUGCACCCUCCUGCUCAUGCUCGACCACCAGCCCCCUCAGUACAAACUGGACCCACGGCUGGCUCGUCUGCUGGGUGUGCACACACAGACGAGAGCCAGCAUCAUGCAAGCCCUUUGGCUCUACAUCAAGAACAACAAGCUGCAGGACUGUCAUGAGAAGGAGUACAUCAACUGCAACCGCUAUUUCAGACAGAUCUUCGGCUGUCCUCGCAUGAGGUUCUCUGAGAUUCCCAUGAAGCUGGCCGGCCUGCUGCAGCACCCUGACCCCAUCAUUAUCAAUCACAUGAUUAGUGUGGACCCCACAGAUCAGAAGAAGACAGCGUGCUAUGACAUCGAUGUGGAGGUGGAUGACCCGCUGAAGGGCCAAAUGAACAGCUUCCUGUCCUCUACAACCAACCAACAGGAAAUUGCUGCGCUGGAGAUGAAGAUUCACGAGACAAUUGAGUACAUCAACCAGCUGAAGACCGAGAGAGACUUCAUGCUGAGCUUCAGCAAUAAACCACAGGACUUCAUCCAGGACUGGCUCAAGUCUCAGUGCAGAGAUCUGAAGUUGAUGACAGAUGUGACAGGAAACCCAGAGGAGGAGAGGAAAACUGAGUUCUACCAGGCUCCCUGGGUACCAGAGGCAGUGGGGAGAUACGUUUACUCCAGAUUGCAGCAGAGAAGACAAGAGCUGGAGCAGGUUUUGGGUAUCCGACUCACCUAAAGACAUAUUCCACUGCCAGCUUAAGUUGAUUCAUCAAAUGUUAAUGUCUACUCAAUCAAUAUCGAAAUGUGAUGGGAAAGAAAUGAGCUAAUGUUGCAGCUUAAAUGUUCAUAAAGCCAUCCUCACUGACAUGGUAUGAUAGACUAGCGUUUAAGUGAAAUACAUACAAGAUAAUAGGUCUAAUAUCAACAAAGUAUACAGGACCAAAAUGAUUAACAUGUACUUAAUAAUGUUUGCCUUGCAUUGUCUGUCACUUUUAGCCUGUUCAAAUAGUCUUUGCUCUGUUUUGUAAUAUGUUUUGUUAAUGGUACAAUAUGCUUAAAUAGUUUUAAGUAUCGGUGCUGUUUAGGUGGUUUUCACCAUCACAUUGUGUGCUAUUUUGAAAAGGGUGUCUGUUUACCUUCACAUUUAAAAGCCAUAACCUUUAAAAAAGGAGCAAUUGCAAAAUAUAUCCGUGCUGAGAACAUUGUACACCAGAAAAAUAUAUAUUUUAAUUUCAAAAAUGUAUGUAGAAAAAAAAAAGAAUAUAUAUACAUACUAUAUAUAAAGUAUAAAUAUAUACUUUAAAAAACAAAAAAUAGGAAUUCUUAAGAUGUCUCAUAGCUGAUAGGAAUUGAUAAGAAGCUUUUUAUGCCAACAAUAAUUUUAGGUGCUGUUUUUUUUAUCAUGGUGGUUAUAUCAUUUGAAAUGAAACAUUUCUUGAUUGAGCCAUUUAUUUGAGUCUGCUCUGUCCAGCUGGAAUUCAGCAGUCCUUUUUUGUACUUCUUGGAUGUUUACAUGCUGGUAUGUUUGUUAUUGGGGUUGGUACAGUUAUUGUUAUAAUGGCGGGAAUAUGAACUGUGGGCUUUUCGGAUUAAAGGGUUAUUCCUGGAAGAUCAAUACCUCCCAAGAAGAUUAACUGAUAUUAACAAAAUAGGAAUGCAGUUGUAGUGUGUCAAUUUAACAAUGCACCACAUUGUUGUGUACAGUUUAUGGUGUCAUGGGUUAACUUUUCUUUGAAAUGCUAUUUUGUUAUGAUUUUGUAUCAGAGGGUUUCCUAAUUGUCUUUAAACAUUCCCUGUUAAGAGGUAUCACAGUGCCAAAAUUUGUUUUGUGAAGAAGGCACUUAGAAUUUGAGAAAUGUUGUAUACAAAUAUUUUUUUGUACAGCCUUUGUAAAAAUGUUUGCAUGUUGUGUAUCAAUCAAAGGCCACUUAACUUUCAUACAUUUUUUUUUGUAUUUUUUACAAUAAAUAUACUUGCAAAUG